GUCCCGCUAACAGAGCCGCUAUUGUUAGCCGAGAGCCGGACAGCAGCAGCGGAGCAGCGGCAGGUUCAGCCCGGGGUUAUCCCGCUCUCACCCGCCCUACCUGCUCAGGAUCCACGCUGUCGAAGAACAGAGGCGAAGCUGUGGGCAGGUAAAGGUAGGAAAGGAGGAAGGAAGCAAGGAAGGAAGGAAGGAGGGAGGGAAGGACUCCGAGGAAAGGAGGAAGUGGAUGAGGUCGACCGUUGGGCUCAACAGGUUAGCUCCUCCGAUGUUCUAGCAGCGGCUCGGACUUUUUCUCUCUAAAAACAAACCAAGAAAACACAAAAUGCCGUGGAGGAAGAAAAACAAGUCGACGAAGGAGCAUUUGGUGGACAACGAGGAGGUGAGCGGCGGACACGCAGGUGCUGGGAGCCUCGGUAAAUCCGCCGUGAACGGAGCCGGACUGCCGCCUCCACCUGCCGACCUGCGGCCGAAGCUGGUGUUCCACACGCAGCUGGCCCACGGCAGCCCCACAGGCCGGAUAGAGGGCUUCAGCAACGUCAAGGAGCUGUACGCCAAGAUAGCGGAGGCGUUCAACUUCAGCCCACCUGAGAUCCUGUUCUGCACCCUGAACACCCACAAGAUCGACAUGGACAAGCUGCUGGGGGGGCAGAUCGGCCUCGAGGACUUCAUCUUCGCCCACAUUAAAGGCCUCAAAAAGGAGGUGGAAGUCCAUAAAUCUGAAGACGCUCUGGGACUCACCAUCACCGACAACGGAGCGGGAUACGCUUUCAUAAAGCGGAUCAAAGAGGGCAGCGUGGCGGAUGGGGUGAAGGUGAUCUGCGUGGGCGACCACAUAGAGUGCAUCAACGGGCGCAACAUCGUCGGCACGCGGCAUUACGAGGUCGCCCGCAUGCUCAAAGAGCUCCCCAAAGACAAGGCCUUCACCCUCAAACUGGUGGAGCCGAUGAAGGCCUUCGAUAUGCUGGAGCCGAGGUCGAAGGGCGCCAAACCUGCCAACGACAACAAGAUGGGAACAGGGAGAGGAACUCUGAGACUCCGCUCCAAAGGUCCAGCUACUGUGGAGGACGAGCCGACAGAAUUCGAGGAGAAAGCCGUGAAGAAAGUAGACGACCUCCUGGAGAGCUACAUGGGCAUCAGAGACACCGAACUUGCUGCUACGAUGGUGGAGGUCGGCCGGGACAAGAAGAACCCGGACGAGUUCGCCAUGGCGCUGGACGAGACCCUCGGAGACUUCGCCUUCCCCGACGAGUUCGUCUUCGACGUCUGGGGCGCCAUCGGAGACGCCAAGCAGGGAAGGCUUUAAGUCUGCCGACACACGCGUUCACCCAGAAAUAACCAAUAAUAACCCUUCCCAAACCCACCUCCUCAGACUGGACAGACUGCAGCUCUGGAGUUUCCUUCCAUCGCUGUGUUCAGCUCCGCUCUGGGCUGGAGUCUGUCAGGAAUCAGCAUGUUUGGUGUAAAAACCUCCAUGAGAUGAGGACCUGAAGAGUUGGUGAUUAAUCCCACGUUGUAGAAACCUUUUGUACCUCGGAGACGCGAUAGCGGCGUUAAAAAGCCGCUGCAGUAACAGGAGUCUGUCACACUGGUUAGAAAUGGUACAACCUGAAAUUUAACCCACUCAGCUCUGAUCACGUUUCCAGCUGUGUAGUUUGGAACAUAGAGACGCACCGCACGGCUUUUUAUAGUCUCUUUUUUAUAUGUGAAAGUGCUGCUGAUUUAAAGCAGCAGCAUUCUGUAAUUAGCGUAAUUAUCGUAGCAAUAUCUGUCUCUAUGGCGACCUUUUAUUUCUGUUAAGAUCUUUUGAAUGAUAAAAAACAGACUGGGCUCUGUCCUCAUCAGGUUUUCUUCUCUGUGCCUGGAGGCCGAGCAGUAGAGUUCUACCUUUUUCCUCCAAAUGCCUUCAGCCGACACGUUCCUGACAUCUCUGCCUCUCUAGACCAGGGGUGUCCAACAUGAGGCCCGUGGUCCAAAAGCGGUCCUCCAGAGGGUCCAAUCCGGCCCUCAGAGUGUAGAAAUUCCAGAGAAGACAUUAACUGCAGAUUGUGAAUUAGUAAAACUAUAAAUUUAAAAUCAUUUCUAGACCAUGACAAGUUGUUUUGAUCAGAAAGUAAAAUACUAGAUUGCUCAUUUGUCAUUUUUUUUGUCUCCCUUGUGUUGUCUUCUUUCUUGUUUUGUUUCUUGCUUUUGUCCUUUGUCCAUUUUUUGUCGCUUUGUAAUGUUUUGUUGAAUUUUUAGUCUCUUUUUUCAUGUUGUUUGUCUCAUUUUUAUAAUUUUGUUUUACUUUAUUCGUCGUUUUGUGCAUCGUUUUUGUCUUGCUUAUGUCGAUUGUCCAUUUUUGGCUGCUUUAUAACUGUCUAGUUUUGUCUCUUUUCUUGUGUUUUGUGUCAUUUCUGUAAUUUUGUCUAGUUUUUUGUCUUUUGAUCAUAAAGUAAAACACUAUAUUGUUCAGUUCCAGUUACCUGUGACUUAAAGUCAGAGCUGUGGUUAUUUAGAGGUUAUUCUGCUGCAAAUGUGGAACCUGGACUAAGUUUGACACCUCUGGUCUAGUCUGUUGUCACCAAACUACGCAGAGAUGCACGGCUAGCAUUUUUUGUUUCCCUGUAAUUUAUUUUAUCAUGAAAAAUCACCAUGCUGUAAGACAUUUUAGGGCUCGGCAUGAAGCCACUCUGUGUCUGGAACGGGAUCAACUGCAAUCCGAUGUCUUAAAUAAACGCACUUUCUCUGUCAAACCGAUUUUAAAACGGCUUCAUGUGGAGUUAACUGUCUGACCGACCGCAAGGGAUCACUGCUGUCAUAGAAAUAAAAUGUGUCGUCCUGCUAUCAUCA
Molecule: messenger RNA, 2829 nt
Organism: Acanthochromis polyacanthus (spiny chromis)
Lineage: Eukaryota; Metazoa; Chordata; Actinopteri; Pomacentridae
Gene: gipc2
Product: GIPC PDZ domain containing family, member 2
Exons: 6
Coding region: 323-1303 (326 amino acids)
Molecular function (GO): protein binding
Source: RefSeq, a predicted model, not a curated record